Laccaria bicolor S238N-H82 is the source of this 4112-nucleotide messenger RNA. RefSeq lists its product as uncharacterized. The record is from RefSeq and is a predicted model, not a curated record. NCBI's taxonomy places the organism in Eukaryota, Fungi, Basidiomycota, Agaricomycetes, Agaricales, Hydnangiaceae. Bases 1 to 3999 code for a protein of 1332 amino acids. The transcript is spliced from 2 exons.
AUGAUCUUCGGCCACCCAGAGUCCACUCUGCUUCCGGCCAGCUCUACAACUUCGCCACUCACCCCAAUACCCUUUUCUUCUUUCAAGUUCAAUACAAUCGGCAAAGAACCAGACCUACUUCGUCGUAUUUCAGCCCCAAAUCCAGAUGAAGAGUAUGACGAUGAUGAGCCUUCGAGAUCUUCUUCGUCUUCUCCUAAUCUCGAAGACCAGCUUUUGCUCCCAGACCAUCCAGAUUCACGUUCAAAGCCCACUUCAUCGCAGUCUCUCGCUGAGAGAAUUGGGAACUUUGACGUAGACAUGACUGAUGUGACCCCUAUUACUGAUCAAAACCAAACCAACCCAAGCCCUACGCCAUCCAGCAACGUUCAAGACCCAUCAAAUUCAUCUCAAACCGACGGACGGCCCAAGCUUCUUAUUGACCCUUUGCCUACUGUCAUAGCCCAGUUGAAACAGCUGGCCGCAGACAUAAAUACUCAACCUUCGACAACCCUCAAUCAUGGACCACAACUUACGCCACCCAUUACGCCCUCCGUUUCUGCCGUUAAUGACGAUGUCAGCCUUGCCGUCCUACGUACUCUCCACUCCCGACUUUCCUCUGCGCUUUCGUUACUCAAUACCCCUAACACUACCAACGCCAUUCUUCUUGCACAGUCUGCCAAGACUACAUCCGCUGCAGUCUUAUCAUCUGCGCAGCAUGCCCACGCCCUUUCUCAACAAUCUAUAACUUCUGCACAAGAAGCCGUUUUGGCGGCACAAGAGUGUCUGAAAGCGGCCCAGGAAGCUCAGGAACGUGCGGAUGCCGCGAUGGCUGCCAUCAAAUCUCUGUCAUCUGGUCGCGACGACUAUGAAGUUUUUGUAGGCUUGAAAAAUGAUUUGAAUGCACUUGACAAAUGGAUCAAUAAACGUGAAGCCGAUGAAGCCGACCAUCGAACCCACACACCAGGAGACGAGUCAGUCUCUAUGGUGGUAGAGGAGGCAGUAAUACCCCCUCGCGACCGUGGCAAAUUGCGGGCGGUUCAUGAUAAGUCAAAGCGUGUAUGCCAGCUUCAGCCAAAGGCAAAAAGUGUCGUUAGACCAACCGUUGAAGAGGAGGCUGAUGCCGCCGCCAUAGCUUGGGAUCAAGAGCGCGAGAGGAGCGCAGAACGGCGGAAAUUUGCCGAGGAGGAGUUGCGCAAACGUCGUGAUGUCGAGGCUGCUCUGGAACAAGAACGGCUUCGCGCACAAGCUGAAGCUGACGCUCACAAAGUGAAGCUAGCCAAGGCUCGUACUGAACGCAUAGAGGCAGAGGAAUUGGAGGAAGCUCGUCAGGCAAACGAGGCUCGGGAGAUUGAACGCCGUCAGCGCGAGGUGGAGGCAAUGAGAAAGGAGGCUGCCAUGUUUGCGAUGCAGCAGCAGAAAGCCGAAGACGAACGGGUUCAACAAGAGCAAGAAGCCAAACGGAAGGCUGCAGAGGCAGAGAAGGAGAAGGAAGCUCGUCUGUUGCUUGAGCAGGAACAGAAGUACAAAGAAAUUCAGGAGCGAGAAGAACGGAUCAAGCAGAAUGAGGCUGAAAGAGUAAAAGCUAUCGCAGCUGAAGAAGCGAGGCAGCAGAUAUUGCGGCAAGAACAAGAAAUGAAACGUCAACAGAUUCAGGCGCAGAAACAACUGGCUACCCAGCAGGCGGCUCUUAAAAUUAUCGCGGAGAGGGAGAAACAGAAAUUGGGCCAGUCUACUUCUGCAUCUCCUACCUCGGAAAAGCAACAGGCACCUCAAAAGUUGGGCCAGUCUACUUCUGCGUCUCCUACUUCGGAGAAGCAACAAGCACCUGUUACUCUUCCGGCGCCUCCACCUAUUGAGUUUGGAAACAUCGUUUCAAGAAAAACUUUGAUUUCUGGCUCCGGUUCGCAGGUCAAAAGUAAAGCUAAAGGUCGAGUUAUCUCUGGUGGCAUUAUGCUGGGGGCCGAAUCAGAGCAGCCACUGGCAUCGUCGAGCUGCCCUCCUUUGACACUUCCCACUCCGAGUGUUAACUCCUCGUCGCAGAGUGCGAAUGAUUUGAGUGAUGUUGUGCAAAACCCCAUUUUGCAACCAAGCACGCAAUCACUAGUUUCUGGUCAAGAUAAUGCCGAACCUGCUACUGAACUAAAUAAUGUUUCUCCACUCACCAUCAAACGCUCGCCCACACCACGGAAUGUACUGGAUAGUAAAGAUUUGGGGUUGAAAGGUUAUGGGAAUGGCUCAGAUAGUUCUAGUCUCCCACCAAUCAAACAUCUUUCGGGACAAUCAUCCACACCACCCUUUCUCUCACCGACCUCGCCGGCCUCGCUUAUUCAACUGAAGCCUGCGAUCAUCUCUGUUCAUCGUGAGGGAUCCGAUCCAGGGAAUUUGCCUAUUGUCCCUCCCUCUCGAACCGGUCCGAUUUCUCCUGAAGCACAACAUACCAAUCUCCGUUUCCUGGACGCACAUACCAUCAGGCGCAAUAAAAGUAUUUCUAAAGCCAGUGCUAAACCUGUGAAAACAGAGCCUGUGCCAGAUCAGCUUCCUCCUGAUAGUGUAAGCACGGCUUCACCUCUCGAGAAGGCCGCUCCUUCGCAAGCAAAUGCUGGUCCCACUAGGUCACAGAAGGUUCUUUUUUCGUUUCGCGAGCUUCCUGAGUUACGGACAGCAGGUGCGCCUGCUACCGCGCCUUCAUCAACGUCCGCUUCAAAACCUUCGAAAAAAAAUCAUCCCCCUUUGCCUAACAAACCCAAGCAAAAACUGCCGAAUUUCAAGAAAAACUUGGCGGAUAACGAACCAGCUGCACAACCGAUGAGCAGCACUACCACUUUACCUCCGUCAAGGCCAGUCAAACCUGUGUCUACGGUUAUUCCCAGUGCAGCGGUCACACCGCCACGGUAUUAUGAUUCUGCGCCUAGGCCUGCUGUCGACAUAUAUGACGCUUCCUCUACGCAGAUGGGCCCCGACGUAGCGGACACUGAUGGUUGGACACGUCCAAGCCGUGAUGACGGGGUCACGAUGCGGGAUCAGCCAAGAGCUAUGGAUCAUUACCCGCCACCUCCUGAUAACAUUGCGUCGUCCCGUGCCCCGCCACAGAGACGUGUUUAUGAUCAUUAUUCUCCUCCAUCUGGUAACGUAUAUAUGCAGGCAAAUCGCUACAGGCCAGCUUCACCUUCCAGAGGCUGGGCUAGAUCACCGCCUCCCCCCGAUGCUCCCAGAGGUCGAGGUAGAUCAUCUCCCUCGCCUGAUGGUUGGUCAUCGCCUUAUUCGCCUAGAGGCCGGAGUAGAACACCUCAACCACCCGGUUGGGGAUCGCCUCCCCCACGUAUCAGAAUACCUAGUCCACCACUAUAUAAUGCUCCUGCUCCCGGGAACCCUCCUCCAUUAAUUGGGAGGAAGCGUGUUCGGGACGAUGAGGUUCCAGUGGCGCCUCCUGCCCGCAGAUACAGAUACGAUCAAGACAAUCCCAGUCGAGAUGAAUAUGCUUCGAUGCCCCAUGCUCCACAGAUGCCAUCGACCAAUGAAAAUGACUGGAGCCGUUCUGCUGUUUAUGGACGAUCUCCAUCUCCUGACCGUCGUCCUGGUCUUGCAUCUCGCCUUGCACCUGGACCAAAUGAGUGGGAAUCUAAUGCAUAUGCCGUUGGUAGGGGAGAUAGUUACAGACCCAGCUAUUCCACGACCAUCCGUGGGCCCUUCAAGAGUCGUAGGCAACAAGCGCAGCCACCGUCGCAACCAGCACAACUAUGGAAUGGCGAUAUACCACUUGGCCCUGCUAUCACAAACAAGACUCGCCCUCCUAAAAAUCAGUAUCGUCCGCCUAAGGAACCCGUAGCUGGAGGCUCUCUUCCGGGCCUACUGAGUCGCUUCAGUGAUUCUACAGAUCCUACCGUGAUUCAAGCUAAUCCACCUCCCAGCAAACCCGCACGAAAUCGCUAUAAUGGAAAGGGUAGGGGAGGUACCCCGCAAUCUUUGGAGCAGCGAAUCUCUUCGAAACCUUCCUCGCUAAUGCACCGUCUUGAAAGUUGAUUGGGUUUGAUCAAAAAUAAAUACAUGUAGUUCUUCUACAUAAGUAAAAUUCUCCUUGUGUCGUUCACGUGUACAAUAUUUGAGCAUUCUUUCAAUAAACCCAAGUGCUUAGU